This is a messenger RNA of Symbiodinium natans, 336 nucleotides long. NCBI's taxonomy places the organism in Eukaryota, Dinophyceae, Suessiales, Symbiodiniaceae. The record is from the annotation of a GenBank genome assembly.
AUGGCUGGCGAUCCCGUGGAUAGCUUCGACUAUCCGGGAGGUGUUCCACUGCACCGGCAAGACAGUGUCGACUCUUCGAGUUCUGGUGACUCUGGCCCGAUGAUGACGCGAAGGGAUGCAGAUGGCCAUUUGGCCUCGACAUCAGCCUCAGCGCGAAGGCGGCGUGAGGCAUCGCUGGACUUCUGUCCUGAGGCGCAGCUCGACCAGGUCAUCGACGGGGAAUCGCCUGCGACAGUGCGCUCGAAAGACAUAGAGACUGCAGCACAGGAGGCCGACGAUGUACGGCCGUUCCUGGAGCCGGACGCGGACAAAUCCAACUGGUGUGCCGUCAUGUAA